UUUCAGGUUUUCAAAUUUCGGAAGGCGGCAAGACUUGGAAGCUUUUGUUCAGAAAAUUUUGAGAGAGAGAGAGAGAGAAAUGGACGCUUCAAUAGCGAUGUUCUGCAAAACCCUAGCUGGUUUCUGUAACCACCUUCAGAGCAGUUGCGAUGCUCUCAAGCAAUCCAUUGAACGCCGCCCAAUCCCUCUCGAUUCUGCUUCGUCGACCUACGUACAGCGUCUAAACAAUCGAGUGUCUUCCACCAGCGGCGAUCUCAACCUGCUGGAGUCGAUGUCGUUUGGGACCGUCUCAUUCGAGGAGCUUUUGGGUCACUGCAAUGAAGUGUACAAGAAGACUGAGAGUGAUCUUGUCGAGCUUGAAGAUCGACUCAGGAGUUUCGGUUACGUCCCUGAAAUUGACAAAGUUGAAAACGAUGAGGUCUGUGAUGAUUCAUCGAUUCCACUCGAAUUAGACUUGAAGACUGUCCACGAGGACCCGUUAUUUGAGGAUUCAUUGAGUUUACAGGAUCUUGGACUUUCGGAUGUUUGUCUUGCCACUAUAGCAUCGGAAGCUAAAAAGAUGAUUGAUAGCCCAGAUAUGUGUUUGAGAGAACCAACAAAGUCUGGUGCUCUAAAGCCCACGAUAAGUAUUUCUGAAAAUGAUUAUGAAGAUCUUCCUUCAUAUAUGAAAAGUCUUGCCUCAUGGGAGGAUCUGCUGGCUGCUGUUGAGAAGAUGAAUUCAAGCCUGAGGGAACAGGUAAAAACAGAGGGAGGAAACUUCUUCCUCCAAAGUGAACUUGCUUUGCUGGGGUUAGGGCCUAAAGCAAGGUCUUAUCUGUUGCUGCUCGUACGCUUGAAUCGGUUGGUGGUUGAAACCAUUGAUGGUUCGAUUUCCUAUAGAGUAUUGUAGACGAGUCAGAGGGCGAAGGGUAGAUGUACCACCCUCUAACAAUCAACAAAGUAAGUUGUAAUCUUCUACUUGAAAACAUUAAAAGAUUUUCCUCCUUGUACUUUUUUAGUAAAUAUGGUAUUGCAUUGAUUUGGUACAAUAUUUUAUAUUAAUCAUUUGUCCCCCUUAUUGUAUAGGCAAUGUGGUUCUUGCAUCUAAAAUA
This is a messenger RNA of Cornus florida, 1091 nucleotides long. RefSeq lists its product as uncharacterized. The record is from RefSeq and is a predicted model, not a curated record. Gene Ontology annotation, cellular component: outer kinetochore. Bases 80 to 889 code for a protein of 269 amino acids. Gene Ontology annotation, biological process: chromosome segregation. The transcript has 7 exons. Lineage: Eukaryota; Viridiplantae; Streptophyta; Magnoliopsida; Cornales; Cornaceae.